AUGACGGAAAGCCUCAAUAAGUUGGGAAUUCACGACAGCUAUCUACAUUCAGUAGUUGAGGCCAACCCUCCAGGUACUGUUGUAAGGGUCAUACAAAAUUGCGGUAUGUCGAAAAAGCCUGACAGGCUCGAAAUCUCAACGAAAUUGGAGGAGCAAGAAGUGGCCAUCGCAGCAAGUAUGCGGAGUCUCGAGGUUAAGGAGAGCGAAAUAAACUUACGUGUAUCAAAGAAGUUGCAAGAAGAAAGGGAACUCAAAAAGCGGCUGCAGUUUCUUACUGGUAAAGUCGCGGAUAUGCAGCAGAAACUGGACCAGUCUUGCUGGGAUGCAACUGAGCCAGAAAGAGGCAUUCGAGAUGCUGAGGAGGACUUGUUUUCGCUGGAAGACUAG
Molecule: messenger RNA, 387 nt
Organism: Metarhizium robertsii ARSEF 23
Lineage: Eukaryota; Fungi; Ascomycota; Sordariomycetes; Hypocreales; Clavicipitaceae
Exons: 1
Coding region: 1-387 (128 amino acids)
Source: RefSeq, a predicted model, not a curated record